UGAGUGCAUCUUCUGUAACUUUGUGUGUAAAACAAAGAUGAUGUAUGACCGACAUCUACAAAUCCACCUCAUCACCAGGAUGUAUGAGUGUGACAUCUGUCACAAAUUUUUGAAAACGCCAGAACAACUUGUGGAGCACAAAAAAUGCCAUAACGUAUCCACUGGAGGACUCAAAUACUUUGAACCAUGAAGUUGCAAUUUCUGUAAAGUGAUGUGGUAUAAAUCGGAUGCACAACUUUGACUUGAUGGUUUACUGUGGCAUUGGUGCCCAUUCUGUAUUUAUGCCACAAACCGUCCUUCAGCCAUGGAAUGCCAUUUAAGGACACACUACAAAAUGGAAUUCAAGUGUCGGAUCUGUCAAGUGGUGAAAAUGAAUCAGCUAGAAUUAGAGAUGCACAUUCGUGAACAUCGCCUCGGCAACCACUACAAGUGUGAUCAGUGUGGCUAUCUCUCCAAGACAGCCAAUAAGUUGAUAGAGCAUGUUCGUGUUCACACAGGGGAGCGUCCUUUCCAUUGUGACCAGUGCAGUUACAGCUGCAAACGCAAAGACAAUCUAAACCUACACAAAAAGCUGAAGCACUCUCCUCGACAGACUCUGUGCUGUGACGAAUGCUUCUUCACAACCACGCAUCCAUUUGUCUUUAGCCGCCAUGUGAAGAAACAUCAGAAUGGUGAAUAUCUGGAAGAGGAGAAGAAAGGGAGGAUGCAGCCUGUGACUUGGAAAGAAAGUAACCCUGUUUUAAACAGCAGAAAUUCUAGAAACAUACUUUCACCGCUAUCGGUUAUGUCAGCAUCACAGGCUUUGCAGACUGUUGCACUGUCGGUGACUGGCAACAAUGGAAUUUCAACUGGAUCAGCACUUGGCUUAUUUGGCUUGAAUGGUAUUUCAGCACGUCUCAGUAAAUACAGGAACUGUGAUCUCACACACCUUAUUCCACUGACUACACUUUUUCCACAAAACAAAUGUGAAGCUACAUUCCAUUCGUCUCAGCAGCAAACUGCACCCCCAGGUACUGUUUCUCCCAAACACUCAUUCUUGGCCUACCUCGGCCUAACUGAACAGGCGACUUCAGUUUCUGUUUCAGUUGCAGAUUGAAUAGUGAUUAUUGCUGCAAUACAAUAUUUUUUUCAAAAAUGUUUAUUAUUGUAGAAGAGUAGAAUGUGUAGAAGUGGCUGUAAAUGCUUCUUGUAUUCAUAUAAGUGCUGCUUGAAUUAUAUAUAAAGUACUUAAAUGUCCAUAAUUGAAUGGAAACCCAAGUAUUGGAAAGAGGUAGUUGAACUCUGGGCUGAAACAGACGCCCAGGCUAAAAAAAAAAUGUGAUGAGGCAGAAUUUUGCACAAUGCUUAGUCUUGCACAUUUUUGUGUUUCUUAAAGUAGUAUCAUUUUCUACCUAGUGUUACUAAUUUCAAAGCAGCAGUAUGUUGACUAAAUCUGAUCAAUACGUUAGUGAUCAGUCACAUUUAUUUUGGCACCAACCAUUAGCACUUUGAAAGAUGCAUGACAUUGCUGACGUUUGUUUUCAGCAUUUAUCAUCUCCAAGCUUUAGGCUGGCACAUUGAUGUUUUUGCAUUCAAUGCAGUAUAAAUGAUCUCUGCACUAUAUUUGGAGUUCAUCUUCAGCCAUAUAAUUGUGUUCCAGUGUUUUUUUUUUGAUAAUGCAGCAUUGUUUUCGGUAUUUUGAGCUUCUUGUAGAUGCUGUGCAUGCAUGUGUGUACGAAUAUAUAUUAUAAUAUAUAUUUAUAAAUAUGGCGUGUAUAUAUAUUAUCAUAUAUAUUUAUAUGUUUUGCUUUGAUUUAGCUUUGCUGCAUUUAAAAGAAAGGCUGUUUGUGACAGUAAUUGGCACUUAGACUUUUUUGCUAUCUUUCACAUUCAGUUGCAUUACCAAUGCCUAGUGUAACUUGCAGUAUAUUCAAAAUAAAUCUGCAUUAUUUUGGUUUCCUAGUUCUUUUAUUUAUCUGUUCUCACUUUUAUUCCUCACAGGAUAGCAUUUGUAUGCUUAUUUACAACAUAAAUUUUUAUUUCAUUCCUUAUACUCAUGGAUUUGGUAAAUUGAAACUGGAGCUGACGCACAAAGUCCAGCCCAUUUCACAGUAAAUGUAAUGCUGUACAGUGAGACUGAUUUCCAAGUUCAACAUGGACUUUGUAAAUCUUUCUUGAAUCAAGACAUUGUCCAAGCUAUUCACAAAAAAGAAGUUUUGUCAAACAUCACUUUAUUAUGUAUUUGUUUUAAUUUUCAUUCUUGUCAGUUGAUCUUCAAACUGAGUUCUGUCAUUUAUAGAUAAAUUAUGCUUUCUAAUAGUUUUGUUCACAACUGAGAGUCCUGCAUUGUGUUAUAACUGUGCUGUAUUGAAUGUAGUGGGAACUGAAAACCUUGGUUCAUCCCAGCUAAACAAUAUGUAAUGUAAAAGUACUGUUGCAUUCUCAGUAGAAACACUUUGUGUAAUACAUGCUAUUAGAAGGCAAGAUCAAUUUUUAAACUGUCUUCUACUUCAGAACUUGUACCACACGAGGCAGACAGAUCAGCUUUCUUAACUUUAAAACUAUUUUUGUUUCUAAACUCCUGCAUUUUGAUCUAUUAUUUUAGAUUUAGUUGCACCCCACAUCCAUUUAUAACUGCAAUUCAGAUUAUUGCAUUGACUAUGGCACCAAACUGUAAUUGUGCAUCAAAAGUUAAAUAAUAC
Molecule: messenger RNA, 2681 nt
Organism: Rhincodon typus (whale shark)
Lineage: Eukaryota; Metazoa; Chordata; Chondrichthyes; Orectolobiformes; Rhincodontidae
Product: zinc finger protein 64-like
Exons: 3
Coding region: 305-1096 (263 amino acids)
Biological process (GO): regulation of transcription by RNA polymerase II
Cellular component (GO): nucleus
Molecular function (GO): RNA polymerase II transcription regulatory region sequence-specific DNA binding; DNA-binding transcription factor activity, RNA polymerase II-specific
Source: RefSeq, a predicted model, not a curated record